UAAAUAGUCGUGGGUCGGUGGGUGAGAAUGGUUUUCGGAGAAUUAGAUCCAUGACUUGGCGUACGAGGAUAAGGCCUGAAUUUCGAAAGUAUUGGACUGUAUAGGUGGACUUCUUUGCCUAAAAGCGGACGAGAAUUGGUUACAUUUCUGCUGUUUUGUGAGCUUUUCAGGGCCGCUAUGAAUUCCUUGAAUUUCUGCGGGGGAUCCAACAGUGGAGUCUAUCCUCUACACAGCUUCAACUCCGUCUUUUUCGACCACCACCAGAUGGAAGACCAGUACCAGGUUUAUUCAUUGGCCAAUCCCUCCUCGGUUAACACGUUCUCUGUUGCUGAAAGACUUGCAGAGUUGAUCCUGGAGGCCCGUUAUGGGAACCAGCAAAAGCAGCGUCGGAGCCGCACAGCCUUCACUGUGUCCCAGCUACAGGCUCUAGAGAAAGCCUUCCAACAGACCCAGUACCCUGAUGUAAGCAUGAGAGAGAGACUGGCUGUCUGCAUCAACCUGCCUGAGGCUCGCAUUCAGGUGUGGUUCAAGAACAGGAGAGCAAAGCUCCGUAAGGGACAGCGAUGCUCCCCUCUUCGCAGAGUACAAAGCCUGGAGGAAUCACAUCAAACCAAGGCAGGAGGGGAAGAGAGCACUACCAAGGACUCCAAAACACAAAGCAAAUUCGCUCCUCUCAGGGAAGUCAGUGAUGCUCCCACCAUUUCUUGUCCUGGAGACGCCAUUGCAACUCAGGCCCACUCAAGAUUACAUUAUCCUCCCGUUUUUCCCUUUGUGUGUGGAGAGCAGAACCACCUUCCACAUCAUCAUGCUUUAGGGAUGCUGUCAGCUGGCUUACAUUUCACCCCCAAAUUCUGGCCCAUUCUACAGCAACACAGCCCGGCCUUAGGAGUUGCCCCACCGGUUGGUAAAAAUGGCAGCCUUUCCCUUCAGACUUUCUAUCCCAGUAAAGCUUUACCCCACACCAACCUGGGUCUAUAACUUCUCUGCAGUGUGUGUUGACAAAAAGGGACUCAAAUAAGAAAAGAGUACACUGGUGUACUAGUAUCAACAUGGACACAUAAACUACUGAUUGUAACUUUGACUCUGUACAACUGUUUGUAUGUGUGAAGGACCUUUGCUAAUUGUCCUGUUAGAGUACCUCUGACAAAUGAUUAUGUCUGUAGAUGAUUAGUUUGAUUAAGAAACACUCAAGGGGCUAGUAUGUUGUGAGCAUUCGGGAUCGCAACCGGGAGUGUAUUGGUACAUACUGCAUAUGCUUAGAGAUGUUACUGUCAGUUUUUACUCACUUAUGACAAGCACUCUGUGUUGUUGUUGGUUUUUAUCGCACUGCUUUGCUUUAUCUUGGCCAGGUCGCAGUUGUAAAUGAGAACUAGUUCUCAACCAUCUUACCUGGUUAAAUAAAGGUGAAAUAAAUCAAAUAAAAAAACGUAGGAGAAUAGAGAAUUUAAAUGUGGUUUGGGGCACUUAUUUCUUUUAAAAUAAAAUAUCAAUUUGUUCAAGACACUUUUCUGUAAUGUCUCAUGGUAUGACUCUUUAGGCCUAUCCUAUAUUAAUUUCAU
Messenger RNA from Coregonus clupeaformis (lake whitefish), 1559 nucleotides. Its product is annotated as diencephalon/mesencephalon homeobox protein 1-B-like. The record is from RefSeq and is a predicted model, not a curated record. Gene Ontology annotation, biological process: regulation of transcription by RNA polymerase II. The transcript is spliced from 4 exons. Bases 178 to 978 code for a protein of 266 amino acids. Lineage: Eukaryota; Metazoa; Chordata; Actinopteri; Salmoniformes; Salmonidae. Gene Ontology annotation, molecular function: RNA polymerase II transcription regulatory region sequence-specific DNA binding; DNA-binding transcription factor activity, RNA polymerase II-specific.